Messenger RNA from Spodoptera exigua (beet armyworm), 3574 nucleotides. NCBI's taxonomy places the organism in Eukaryota, Metazoa, Arthropoda, Insecta, Lepidoptera, Noctuidae. The record is from the annotation of a GenBank genome assembly.
CUAGACUAGAAGGUCUACGUAAAAAAAGUAUAGACAAGAUAUCACUACUAUCUAUGGUAGGUUGAACGUUGUAAUGGCGGAGGCAUUGUGAUUGUUUGUAGAAGGAAUUUGAGCUGCUGAUGUAAAAUAACCAAAAAGCAAACCUAGCAAUAAGUUCUUUAAAACUAUAAAGCGUGGUGAUUUUACUUAGAAAAAUGUCUGAUACAAGCGACCUAGACCGUCAAAUUGAACAGCUCAAAAGAUGCGAGAUUAUAAUGGAGGCCGAGGUUAAGGCUCUUUGUGCCAAGGCCCGCGAAAUUCUCGUCGAAGAGAGCAAUGUUCAGCGGGUAGAUUCUCCUGUCACGGUGUGUGGUGACAUUCAUGGUCAAUUCUAUGACCUGAAAGAACUGUUCAAAGUGGGUGGAGAUGUUCCUGAGACCAACUAUUUAUUUAUGGGUGAUUUUGUAGAUCGAGGAUUCUAUUCUGUGGAGACAUUCUUAUUACUACUGGCUUUGAAAGUCCGUUACCCAGACCGCAUCACACUUAUCAGAGGCAACCAUGAGUCAAGGCAGAUCACUCAGGUGUAUGGCUUCUAUGAUGAAUGUCUUAGGAAAUAUGGAUCAAUUACUGUGUGGAGGUAUUGCACUGAGAUAUUUGACUACCUCUCACUGUCUGCCAUCAUUGAUGGGAGGAUAUUCUGUGUGCAUGGUGGGUUGAGCCCUUCAAUACAGACCCUUGACCAAAUUCGCACUAUUGAUCGCAAACAAGAGGUGCCCCAUGAUGGACCAAUGUGUGAUCUCCUGUGGAGUGAUCCUGAAGACACCCAAGGUUGGGGUGUAUCUCCUCGCGGUGCGGGCUACCUGUUUGGGUCAGAUGUAGUAGCUCAGUUUAACGUAUCCAAUGACAUUGAUAUGAUCUGCCGUGCACAUCAACUUGUAAUGGAAGGCUACAAGUGGCACUUCAAUGAGACUGUGCUUACUGUCUGGUCCGCUCCCAACUAUUGCUACAGGUGUGGAAAUGUGGCAGCAAUAUUAGAAUUGAACGAAAAUCUUCAGCGAGAGUUUACGAUAUUCGAGGCCGCGCCUCAGGAGUCUCGAGGCGUGCCCUCGAAGAAGCCGCAAGCCGACUACUUCUUAUAAUGUUGCGUACAAUAGACAAUUGACACAUAAGCGAGCGACCCAUCUAGUAUUACGUACGGUUUUAUUGUAGUGACAAAACAUUUCAUGUGGAAAUAAUUUAAUUGUGAUCUUAAGACUGGUGUUGAAUUGUAAGUUGAAUGUGUUUAUUUUAAGUCAUUGAAUAUGUGUCUAACAUUUGCUGGCUUCCCGUUCUCAUCGCGUGUUGGCAGCGCUCUCGGAUCUCCCAACUGCACCCAAGUAUUUGGUAUAGUCAUGGGACAGUACACACUUUUCUACCGAUAUACCAAAAACUUCCAUGUAAGUGAUGUGGCGUUUUGAAGAUAUUUGGACUUAGAAUCAAUAGUUUAGUACAAACUUUCGCGUUCCACCACAGAAUGUAAGUUAAGUUAAAUCCUCUCAGGCAAAUAAUUUAUAAUGUAAUCUUGACUUAGUGUAAUGAAUCCCUUUUGUUACUUACAGGCAUUUCUUUUGAUUGUUAGUCCCUUGCUUAACUAGGUGGCAUUCUACCAUUUUAAAUGUAUGCCAUUGAUUAAGUUAGUAUUGUAUCAUUAUUAGGUGACCAGUUGAUAAAUCUUUAUUACAUUUAUGUGUAUUUAGUAUGCAAUAAUGUGACGAACAAUGAGUAUGAUAAGCAGAGUGUUCAUUUAUAAAAAAGCCGUGCUAAACUGCUGAAACUUAGUAAAAUAUUAAUUCCGAAAACUUAUCAGUGUGUUUAGGUCAGAUAUGUUAUACAUUUAUAUAUUUACCAAUCCUAGAUAUAUUUAUGGAACUUAAAAGCAAUUAAGAGUACCUGUAGACCUCCAGUGUUUACUACCGCGCAUUUUCACGUUAGAUCAGGCUCAUGAAAUGUGAUUUGUGAUGUCAUGAACACUGCCGUUAACUAUUAUGUAAUGUUUAAGGAGAUUAUAAAAUAUACUUAAAGUACACCAGAGAUACACACAUUCGUAAAGUAGGCAUAUUGUUAAUGAUCUUUUCAUAUUGAUAUAGAGAGUAGUGCAAAAUACAAUUUUUUAAUCGCAUAACAACAGACAUGUUACAUUAAUAAAAUAAUUUUUGGUACUUGUAGACAAAUUUAAAGUUCUAGAAUACUAUUUAUAGCUGUUAAUGAAGCAUAUUUUUCAUACAUUUCAAUCAAUUUCUUGUUAAUUAUAAUACCAUUAUCGCAUUUUGCAGGAAAUACCAUAUUUUUAGUAUUCAAUUCACUAGUACUUGUAGAUGUGAAGACAAGACAAAUUACAUUUUUGUGAUCAUUGUUACAUGGUUCAAUUAAUCAAAGAAUGAUUUAAAUGAAGAAAAGUAUUUUGUGAACAACUCUGAUUAAAUAGGCUGUACAAAGUGUAUAAAGCUAUGUGUGGACUGAGCAUUCCAAUGUUCGCGUAACCUAUUGAAUAUGUGCACAAGAGGUUAUCUGAUUAUUACCUUAGAUACUUUACUUUGCAUUCAUUCAUUUUAAUUGAUUUUUAACUAAUAUUAUCAAUGUACCAAUAUAAUGUUUCAGUGCGGUAUAACCUACAUUGGAAUGCUCAGACUUUCCAAGGCUUUAGAAUUAUUCUAAAAAAGUAACUAAAUUGUGAUCUCAAUUGUGUUGUUCAUAUUUUGUCAUUUGAAUUUACGACUGAAAACUGAAACACAACCAAAUGACUGGAUUAUAUAAAUAUAAAAAAAAAAUCGUGUUUAAUUAUUCAUCUCAAAAAUGCUCACAACCAAAUCGUUUUCUUUGUCUUAUUGUUGAAAAAGUGAAUUUUAUAUUAUUACUUAUUCAUCAAAUACAGUCAUAAGCAAAUGACAGAAGCAAAACCCUUUUAUCUUACCUAUUAUUAUUUGGGCUGUGUAACAAUCAAUAAGUUCCCCCUAAUAUUUAUUAUUAAUCCUAAUGAAUACCAAUUGUAAAUGAUUUGCUUAAAAUGUUGUUUGUAUAUUCUAUAACCACUUUUGUAUCCCUACUUCUUUUAUACUAUUAAUUAUUAAAAUGAAAUGCCAUCAUACUGCUGAAUUUUAUUUAUUGAAAACAAUGUCAUUAAAAUAUGAACAAUCUAUAAAAAUAAAAUUUAUCUGAGGUAGCAAAUAUGAUAUCACAACAACACAAAAAAUAUAUGUAAUCAAACUAUAUCAGGUACUAAAACAUCAACUGAGGUUAUUUUUUAUAGAAUUACAUAAUUCAGGUAAAAUAUCACCACAUUUGGUAGAUACUUUGAUCUGUAUAAUAUCAUCAGCUCUAGUGGGACCUAUAUUUAGCAAAGCAAUGUUCUUAUGUUCAUCUCUGGCUUGUAAAAUUAUUCUAUAACUAGAAUAAACUGUUAAGCUAGAUCCUAAAACAAACACUGCAUCACUGGAGGACACGGCAUUCCUCACUUGGUCUACUCUGUGUUUUGGAACAUUGUCUCCAAAGAACACAAUGUCUGGCUUCAGAGGGCCUUCACAUUUUGGGCAGAGUGGAGAUCUAAAUUUAUCAACUU